Messenger RNA from Symphalangus syndactylus (siamang), 2203 nucleotides. RefSeq names its product ribonuclease MRP subunit p24 (gene RMP24). Lineage: Eukaryota; Metazoa; Chordata; Mammalia; Primates; Hylobatidae. The record is from RefSeq and is a predicted model, not a curated record.
UUUCCGGAAGCAGCUUGAGUCUGGACGCCAACGUCGGCGACGCUGGGAAGCAGACUUCCGGCGCCGUAUUUUCUCCGCUGGUUCCUGCGGCGAGCCAGCGGCAGCAGCGGCGGCGGCGAUGAGACAGAAGCACUACCUUGAGGCUGCAGCGCGGGGACUGCACGACAGCUGCCCGGGCCAAGCCCGCUACCUCCUCUGGGCCUACACUUCGUCGCACGAUGAUAAGAGCACUUUUGAAGAAACCUGUCCAUACUGUUUCCAGUUGUUGGUUCUGGAUAACUCUCGAGUGCGUCUCAAACCCAAAGCCAAGUUGACACCCAAAAUACAGAAACUUCUUAAUCGAGAAGCGAGAAACUAUACACUCAGUUUUAAAGAAGCAAAAAUUGUGAAAAAGUUCAAAGACUCCAAAAGUGUAUUGAACACCUACAUCUGGACAGUCAGUAUCUACUUGCUCCUCAAAGAAUACGAGCAAAACAAAGAAACACUUCUCUCAACUAAAAAUGUUACUUAGUCAGAAUGAAUCCCAAAAGAUUCCAAAGGCGGACUUCAGAAAUUUCUUAUCUUCUCUGAAGGGUGGACUUUGAAAAUAAGAAAUGCCUGAUGUCAAUUCUGAAAACAACUUUUUAAACUUUUAUUUAUUUUUUGAAUACAUGGAAACUAGAUCUGAAUGCAAACUUUUCUUGGCAUCCUUCAGUGUUUAUGGGGAAAAUACCUCAUUAGUAUGAAUACGUGAAACCUGCCUACCUCAUAGGACGACUGUGAGGAUCAAAAAAUAUAUGAAAGUUCCUUGUAGAUACAUAAUCUAUAGAUAUAUAUGUGUAUGUAUAUAAAGAUAUAUAUAUACAUUGAGUAGUGGCAUUACUAUUUUUUCUUCCUUUAGUCAGCAGUUUUUAUGUUAUUUUCUUUCAAAAGGGAAUUGAGAUCUUUAUGAGAGGGUCUGUUCACUCAUAAGGGUUUCUUCCAUGUGUCUAUAGCAUUGUUGAUAAUUCAGGAAAAGGAUCAAGUGGGUCUUUAUUUUCUCACAAUUAUCUGCAUAACUAUCUUAGUAAAACCUGAAGCUUAUUCCUAUUUUGAUUGCAAAAGUAAAUACCUGGAACAUUCCUGAUUAUAGAUCACUCAAUAGGAGACUAAAAUUUUCUUUCUGUUUAGAAAAGGGAACGUACUGUUGGUGAUACUAUAAAUUAGUACAGCAACUUUGGAAGACAGUAUGGAGGUUCCUCAAAAAACUAAAGGUAGAAUUACCAUAUGAUCCCACAUCUGCAUAUAUAUCCAAAGGAAUUGAAAUCAGUAUGUCAAAGAGAUGUCUGCCCUACAGUGUUUCACUGUAGCAUUAUUCACAAUAACCAAGAUAUGGAAACAACAGAAAUGCUUGUCAAAGGGUGGAUUUUUGUAAAUGUGAAUGUACACAAUGGAAUACUAUUCAGCCUUUAAAAAGCAAGACAUUCUGUCAGUUGUGAUAACAUGGAUGAACCUAGUGGACAUUAUACUAAGUGAAAUAAGCCAGACGCAGACAAAUACUGUAUUAUUUACAUGAGCUCUCAAAAAGUAGAGCUCAUAGAAGUAGAGGAUAUAAUGGUGAUUACUGGAGGCUGUGGUUGAAGGUACGGGGAGUAGAAAGGGAAAGGGAAAUUUCAAUUAAGAGGAAUCAGUUCUAGUGAUCUGUUGUACAGCAUGAUGAUUAUAGUUAAUGUAUAUUUCAAAAUAGCUGAAACAGGGUUUUUGGCUUUUUUUUGUUUUGUUUUUUUUAGAGACAGUCUUGCUCUGUCAUCUGGGCUGGAGUGCUGUAGCAUGAUUGUAGAUCACUAUAGCCUUGAACUGGGCUCAAGUGAUCCUGUUGCCUCAGCCUCCAGAAUAGCUGGAACUACAGGCACACACCACUGCACCUGGCUAAUAUUUUAAUUUUUUUCAUUUCCCACUACAAGAAGCCAUAAUUUUUUAUUUUUUGUAGAGGUAGAAUCUUACUAUGUUGCCCAGGCUCGUCUUGAAUUCCUGGCUUCAAGCAAUCCUCCCAGCUCACCCUCCCAAAGUGCUACAAUUACAGGUGUGAGCCACAGUGCCCAGCCAAAAGAGGGUUUUUUAAUGUUCUCCCCACAAGAAAUGAUAAAUGUUUGAGGUGAUGGAUCUAUUAAUUAGCCUGAUUGGAUUACACCAGUGUAUGCAUGUAAUGAAACACCACAUUGUGUCCCAUAAAUAUGUACAAUUA